Messenger RNA from Acanthoscelides obtectus, 1205 nucleotides. NCBI's taxonomy places the organism in Eukaryota, Metazoa, Arthropoda, Insecta, Coleoptera, Chrysomelidae. The record is from the annotation of a GenBank genome assembly.
UGUCAUUCUACCGAGUUUUGUGCUGUACUGUUUAUUGUUUUGGUUUUGUAGUGUGUAUAUUUCUGAUAAAUGAAAUAAAAAUUGCAAAUCACAACAAUAUGCGAUUUGCAAAGUACACAUGAAAUUAGAAUAUUAGCACAAUUAAUUUCGUAAACCAAAUCAAAAUUAUAGAAAUGACUACCUGGGCACUUGUUUAUAGUGGUGUUUGUACUUUGUUGGGUUACAGUGCUUUCGUGACGUUCAUAAUACUGGGGAAUUACCCUGCGGCAGUGCUUGGUUUUGUUUCAGGUUCAACAGAUGCCUUGUCAUUCUUCCUGCAUCAUCUUAAUAGAAGGGGCCAGCUCUAUGCCUGGUAUAGCCAUAUACAGUUAAGGCAUAUAUGUCGUCUGGGCAUCAUUAUUGCUUCAGUAGGGUUGCUGAGCAUAGGCUACUAUGCAACUAUGCAGAUAUCUUUGAGAAGACCGGCAAUGCCAAUACCACAGAGUUUAACCAUACCCUUAGUAUUCUCAUUUAUUACUCUAAGAAGUGGAUUGAUACUGAUGUAUCAGACAAUCAGGUAUCAAGAAAAUGAAGAACCGCAUUUAUUGCCAGAAGAAAGUAGAAGAGUCAGUAGUAGUAGUAAUAGCAGCAGCGAUAUAAACAGUGGAGCCUAGCAGUAUGGAUUACAUUUUUGUGUACUGGCUAUGCAAAAGAUUACCAAAAAAGUUUUUAUUUGAAUGAUUUAACUGAUAAUUAAACAUAUGGAUAGGGAUAGGGGAUGCGGUAUUCAAAAAUGGGGAGAUAUCGAUGAGCUAAAACUGUGAUGGUUUUCAAAAUUGGAUGAAUUUUGAAUAAUCUAUUUGUGGAAUCAGCUAUUCGUGGACUGUGACUGCCAGAUGACAGGAAUCGCGUGUAUAAAUGCGCGUUAAAUGUGUUAUGUACACGCUGCUGCACAAUAAAAAAGACAUUUUUGGUAUGUUAUUGGAGAAAAGCGCUAACCAUGCACUGGGUAGUUGGAGAUUUUCAUUUUCUGCUACAUUCCUAUUCAAACAAGUGCUGUUUCUAAUGAUACUGACUACUAAACUGAAAAUCAACAUGACAGUUUAAUGUGUCUUACAAUUAAAUGCCAUACAGUUUUUGUUUAGGUACACAUAUAAUUUCUGUGUUACGUUAAGUUUAUAUACAUAUAUAUAUAUAUAUAUAUAUAUAUAUAUAUAUAUAUAUAU